AUCAGCCGCCAGCUGCGGGUCUCCCACGGCUGCGUUUCCAAGAUCCUUGCUCGCUACAACGAGACCGGCUCCAUUCUGCCGGGGGCCAUCGGCGGCAGCAAGCCUCGGGUCACCACCCCCGCCGUGGUGAAGAGCAUCCGGGACUACAAGCAGGGGGACCCGGGCAUCUUCGCCUGGGAGAUCCGGGACCGGCUGCUGUCCGACGGGGUGUGCGAUAAGUACAACGUGCCCUCCGUCAGCUCCAUCAGCCGCAUCCUCAGGAAUAAAAUCGGGACUCUUUCUCAGCCGCGACCGUGCGACGGCAUCAAGGCCCCGCUGCAGUACGGCCCUGUUUACCCGUACCCGUCCUACAGCGGGCCCGGGGCCCCCUCCGGGACCAGAACCGGCAGCGGCACCGCGGGACACAUCGGCCUGCCCCGGAGCUGGCACAACUUCUUGGGCAUCAGGGCCUUCAUGGAGCCGGGAG
This is a messenger RNA of Neolamprologus brichardi, 466 nucleotides long. NCBI's taxonomy places the organism in Eukaryota, Metazoa, Chordata, Actinopteri, Cichliformes, Cichlidae. The record is from RefSeq and is a predicted model, not a curated record.